This is a messenger RNA of Cucurbita moschata (crookneck pumpkin), 1208 nucleotides long. RefSeq lists its product as uncharacterized. Gene Ontology annotation, cellular component: dynein complex. The coding region runs from base 405 to 1148 and encodes 247 amino acids. Gene Ontology annotation, molecular function: dynein intermediate chain binding; dynein light intermediate chain binding. The transcript has 2 exons. Lineage: Eukaryota; Viridiplantae; Streptophyta; Magnoliopsida; Cucurbitales; Cucurbitaceae. The record is from RefSeq and is a predicted model, not a curated record. Gene Ontology annotation, biological process: microtubule-based process.
AAAAAAGUAGGAUAAAAGAGUUGACAUUGUAUAUCCUAAAAAUUUCAAUCAAACAUAGUUGUUCAUGCUCGGUUUUACACUUCGUGGUGUUCUUUUGGAGUAAUACUUAACUGAUUAUGACUGUAUGAAAACUUUUCUUUUAGAAUUCCUUCGUAAUAUCAUCCUUUCCUCUGCAUGCAUGAAGUAUAAAAUAUUAUAUUUUUUUAUGGAAUUCCAUUGGUUUGGUUUUUUUUUUUUUUUGAAAUUUAAAAACUAAAAUAGAACAAUAAAUUCAGUGGUCAAUUUCGAUAAGGGACUGUGUCUGCAGAAGCAGUUAAGUUAGAUUGACCAUCAACAGCCCCAUAUCUCACCCACACGACUACCCACCACCCUCUGCAUUCCCAAGCUCUCAAUCUCACAAAUCCAUGGCUUCUCACGAAACUUCCUCAUCCAUCGACCCCAACCGUAGAAACCAUCCCGCCGCCGCCGCCGCCGCCUCCGUCGUCACUCUCGCCGCUGUCUCUCCCAACCCAACAUCAUCAAAACUAGAUCCCAUAACCCCUUUGUCGGACUCAGACAAGUUGUCAAAAUCACACCCACCUUCCCCCAAAAUGGUCGGCCCCAGAACAGUGCAAAUGGUAGCCAAAAAACCCAACGAAGCCCCUCUGGAACGCUCUACCACAGAGAAAUUCAACGACUCUGAAGAGAAAUUCGAACGCAUGAUCAACUGUAUCACAGCCAAAGAAAGGGAAAUGAAGCAGCUCCUAAAGGAACAUGAACAUCUCACUCGCAGGCUCUCUGUUUCUCUUUCUUCAUCACGGAGUGGAAGAAGAAGAAGAUCAAUCUGUGGCUCACAGAUUGAAUUAGCAGACGUGUUUGCUAACAACGGUGUCAAAGUGGUUUCGGCCGACAUGCCGCCGUUUAUGCAGAUCCACGCUGUCGAUUGCGCUAGAAAAGCCCACGAUAGUAUGGAAAAGUUCACUUCCAAAUCCCUUGCAUUGACUCUCAAGAAGGAAUUCGAUGGGGUUUACGGGCCGGCAUGGCAUUGUAUUGUGGGGAAGAGUUUUGGGUCCUUUGUGACACACUCAGUGGGUGGAUUUCUGUACUUCUCCAUGGCUCAAAAGCUUUACAUCCUGCUCUUCAAAACCACUGUACAAAGAGCCAAUUAGAAACACUCAAUCGCUGAUCAUGUUUAGGCAGAGCAACAACUCUGUUUUUUUCUUGUUUCA